AUGUCUCGUGUUACUGACUCUGGAGAGAAGAUGGCAAACAAAUCAAGUGAUCCCAUUGCUCCUCGUUGCCCCUACCAUAUUACCCUCCCCCAUCAAUAUUCAUUUGGUCAUGUGGUAUCUAUCUAUCUAUCUAUCUAUCUAUCUAUCUAUCUAUCUAUCUAUCUAUCUAUCUAUCUAUCUUUAUAUAUAUAUAUAUAUAUAUAUAUAUAUAAAAACGACAAGAAAGAAGGGAGAUUAAGCGCAGACAUAUUUUUGUAUGUAACACGUGCGUUCAGUUGGAGGAAAACGCACGCAUUUGAGCGGGGUAAGUCUGUUCUUAUCUAUCUAUCAAUCUAUAUCAGUCAGUUCAUAUCUAUCUAUCUAUCUAUCUAUCUAUCUAUCUAUCUAUAUAUAUAUAUAUAUAUAUAUAUAUAUAUAUAUAUGCUGUUCAUAUCUAUCUACCAAUUUAUGUCAGUCUGUUCUUAUCUAUCAAUGUAUAUCUAUCCAUUAUCUAUCUAUCUAUCUAUCUAUCUAUCUAUCUAUCUAUCUAUCUAUCUAUCUAUCUAUCUAUCUAUCUAUCUAAUUCUGUUCAUUAUCUAUGUCAGUCUGUUUAUAUCUAUCUAUCUAUCUAUCUAUCUAUCUAUCUAUCUAUCUAAUUUUGUUCAUUAUCUAUUUAUGUCAGUCUUUUUAUAUCUAUCUAUCUAUCUAUCUAUCUAUCUAUCUAUCUAUCUAUCUAUCUAUGUCAAUCUGUUCAUAUCUAUCUAUCUAUCUAUCUAUCUAUCUUUGUCAGUCUGUUUCUAUCUAUCUAUCUAUCUAUCUAUCUAUCUAUCUAUCUAUCUAUCUAUCUUUGUCAGUCUGUUUCUAUCUAUCUAUCUAUCUAUCUAUCUAUCUAUCUAUCUAUCUAUCUAUCUAUCUAUCUUUGUCAGUCUGUUUCUAUCUAUCUAUCUAUCUAUCUAUCUGUUCUCAUUUAUAUUUUCUUUCUUUUCAUUCUGCGCAUUUUUUUUUAUCUACGGAUGUAUCGUAUGUAUAUUCAGUAAGUAUAGAAUUUUUCUUUCUUUCUUUCUUUCUUUCUUUCUUUCUUUCUUUCUUUCUUUCUUUCUUUUUUCACUUCUGAUUUAUGUCUGUAUAAUUCUUUCCUUUCUCUCACUAUCUCUCUCCCGCUGUCUUUUAAUUUUUUCUUCUUUUCUGAAAAUUAAUUUGCUUCUAUCUAUCUAUCUAUCUAUCUAUCUAUCUAUCUAUCUAUCUAUCUAUCUAUCUAUUCGGGGUUACGGUUUCCCUGACUCAAAACUUUCAUCUGUUGUUUCUUCACUCGAGGACAUUGGUGGGAAAAUAUCCGAUGUAGCGGCAACAUGUCCUGCUUAUCUAUCUAUCUAUCUAUCUAAUCUAUCUAUCUAUCUAUCUAUCUAUCUAUCUAUCUAUCUAUCUAUCUACAUUAUCUAUUCUCAAACUGUUAAUAUAUCAUACCAUUUCAUUCAUUCUCUCUUUCUAUCUAUUUAUUUAUGUAUUUAUUCUCGGAUUGUUAAUAUCUCAACAUUUCUUUCUUUCCUUCUUCCAUUCUGUCUAUCUAUGUAUUCUAAAUUUGCUAAUAUAAUUUCUUUCCAUCUAUCUAUCUAUCUAUCUAUCUAUCUAUCUAUCUAUCUAUCUAUCUAUCUAUCUAUCUAUUCUCAGGCUACUAAUAUCUCACACUAUUUCUUUCUUUUAUCUAAUUAUCUACUCCCAGACUGUUAA
Molecule: messenger RNA, 1707 nt
Organism: Acanthosepion pharaonis
Lineage: Eukaryota; Metazoa; Mollusca; Cephalopoda; Sepiida; Sepiidae
Source: the annotation of a GenBank genome assembly